AUGACGACUUUGGUCACCACAUUUCUAGAAGAAAUAAGAAAGAUAAAUGUUUUGGGAGUUGGGUAUUUUGUGGUAACAUUGCUUACUAUUUAUGUUACUCAAUGGAUUUAUAGAUGGAGAAAUCCAAAAUGCAAUGGAGUUCUUCCUCCAGGUUCUAUGGGUUUCCCUCUUAUUGGAGAAACUCUUCAGUUGAUCCUUCCUAGUCACUCCUUGGACCUUCCUCCAUUCUUGAAAAAUAGAAUUAAAAGAUAUGGACAGAUAUUUAAAACAAAUGUGGCAGGGAGGCCUGUGAUUAUAAGUGCAAAUCCUGAAUUCAACAGUUUUAUUCUUAGGCAAGAUGGAAAAUUGGUUGAGACUUGGUCUUUGGAUACUUUUGCUGAAGUAUUUGAACAAAAUACUCAUUCUUCAAGAAAAUAUACUAGACAUUUGACUCUAAAUCAUUUUGGUGUUGAGGCCAUUAAGGAGAAAUUACUUCCUCAAAUGGAAGAAUUUAUAAAAUCUACUCUUUCUAGUUGGUCAAAUCAUGAGUCUCUUGAAGUAAAAAGUGCAGCCAUUAAAGAAACAGUUGAUUUUGCUGCAAAGCAAAUAUUUAGUGGUGAUCUUGAUAAUGCACCAUUCAAUAUUAGUUACAUGUUCAGGGACUUGGUUGAAGGACUAAUGUCUUUCCCAAUUAAUCUUCCUGGAACUUCUCAUCAUAAAUGUUUGCAGAUUCAUAAGAAAGUGCGCGAAACAAUGAGAGAUGUUCUAACAAAGAGGCUCAGUUCAUCAGCAGAAAAACGCGAAGAAGAAGACUUGGUUGAUCAUCUACUCAGAGACAUGGAUUCUCAGAAAUUUUUAACAGAGGAUUAUAUAGUACAGAUGAUGUUUGGUUUGUUAUUUGUUACCUCUGAUUCCAUUUCAACUACAUUGGCUUUAUGUUUCAAGUUGCUUGCUGAACAUACUGAUGUCUUGGAGGAAUUAAUAGCUGAGCAUGACUCAAUUUUGAAGAAUAAAGAGAAUUUGGAUGAUCCUCUCACUUGGAAUGACUAUAAAUCCAUGACCUUUACACUUCAGGUAAUUAAUGAAGUCCUGAGGCUAGGAAAUAUUGCACCUGGACUAUUCCGUCGAACCCUUAAGGAUAUUCCAGUUAAUGGGUAUACAAUACCAGCAGGUUGGGUAAUUAUGAUUGCAACUGCUGCUCUUCACUUGAAUUCAGACCAAUUUGAGGAUCCACUUUCAUUCAAUCCAUGGCGUUGGAAGGAAAUCCAACCAAGUUGUGCAGCUAAGAAUUUCAUGCCAUUUGGGUCUGGAAUGAAGCAAUGUGCUGGUGCAGAAUACAGCAGGGUCUUUUUAGCCACUUUCCUACAUGUCUUAGUCACUAAAUAUAGAUGGACAAUGGUAAAAGGAGGCACAAUUAUUCGAGCACCAAUUAUAAGGUUCCCAGAUGGAUUUCACUUCAAGAUUUCUCAGAAGAACCAAUAA
Nicotiana tabacum (common tobacco) is the source of this 1461-nucleotide messenger RNA. RefSeq names its product cucurbitadienol 11-hydroxylase-like. Gene Ontology annotation, biological process: brassinosteroid homeostasis; brassinosteroid biosynthetic process; multicellular organism development. Gene Ontology annotation, molecular function: iron ion binding; oxidoreductase activity, acting on paired donors, with incorporation or reduction of molecular oxygen; heme binding. Lineage: Eukaryota; Viridiplantae; Streptophyta; Magnoliopsida; Solanales; Solanaceae. The record is from RefSeq and is a predicted model, not a curated record.